Messenger RNA from Rattus norvegicus (Norway rat), 664 nucleotides. RefSeq names its product anaphase promoting complex subunit 13 (gene Anapc13). Lineage: Eukaryota; Metazoa; Chordata; Mammalia; Rodentia; Muridae. The record is from RefSeq and is a predicted model, not a curated record. Gene Ontology annotation, cellular component: nucleus; anaphase-promoting complex. Gene Ontology annotation, biological process: protein K48-linked ubiquitination; protein K11-linked ubiquitination; anaphase-promoting complex-dependent catabolic process.
AACCGGAAACGGCUGCAGCGGGUGGUUCUGCGUCUAGUGACCCAAGAUGGUGGCCUGCGAAGGCCAAUUUUAGUAUCGGCCCCCGUGCUUUUAGCUUAGAAAUACAUUUACAAAGCUGUGAUUGUGAAAAUACAUAAAACACCUGACAAGAUCAAAGCUGCAGGAGGAUGGACAGUGAGGUACAGCGAGAUGGAAGGAUCUUGGAUCUUAUUGACGACGCUUGGCGGGAGGACAAGCUGCCAUAUGAGGAUGUAGCGAUUCCACUGAGUGAGCUUCCUGAGCCUGAGCAAGACAACGGCGGCACCACAGAGUCUGUGAAAGAACAGGAGAUGAAGUGGACAGACCUGGCCUUGCAGGGCCUCCACGAGAACGUCCCACCCACUGGAAACUGAUGCUGGGCUCCUUCCCACAGAUGGGGUUUUCAAAAAUACACGGAUAAAAAUGUUUUCUCUGUCUCCAAACUCAGAUCUUUAGUAAUAAAUCAACACUCAAAAAAACAUACCACCCACUUGGUUUUUUACCAACAACAGCGUGAAAAUAUUCUGAAUGAGAAACUGAGACUUCUCAGGAAUGCAGACUAUGUGGCUCUUGAGGCCUAUGACUAGCCAGUCAUUCAGGCACUUGUGUUUGAACAUAGUUGAUUAAACGUUUGCCUUCAGCUCCA